This is a messenger RNA of Rosa chinensis, 3235 nucleotides long. Its product is annotated as vestitone reductase. The record is from RefSeq and is a predicted model, not a curated record. The transcript is spliced from 5 exons. The coding region runs from base 1674 to 2678 and encodes 334 amino acids. Gene Ontology annotation, molecular function: oxidoreductase activity, acting on the CH-OH group of donors, NAD or NADP as acceptor. Lineage: Eukaryota; Viridiplantae; Streptophyta; Magnoliopsida; Rosales; Rosaceae.
CAAACUCUUUCGUUUUCCUCCAUAUAAAAAAUAAAUAAAAAAAUUACAUUUAUAAGCCCAUAUAUAGGUGGAUAAGGUCGAUUGAUAUUCAAUUUAGGGAUGAGACGAUAGCCUCUGAGAAAGUAUAUUUGGCCUUCCCCACGUUCUCUUUUGCAAUACUGCAAGUCUGCAAUCAUGGAUUCCUUAAGAUCUUUGACAACCAGGCUCUUUCUCUCCCUCUCCAAGAAGAGGAAAAGAAGCUCCAAACGAAGGAGGAGAAGAGAAGAGAGGAGAAGAACGUACCGGAAGCUUCAGCUGUUUUUCAAAGUCUAAUCGAAGAAAGUCUGUAUCUUGAGGUCUGAUCGAAGAGAAGCGGCUGCUGCAGAUAGUCUAAACAAAUAGCCUUGGAUACGACGUAUCCAGACCGUAUUUAAAUCAGAAUCCGCGUAUCCAAGACGUAUCGUACCCGUAUCCCGGAUCGGUACGGGAUAUGAGGCCAAAAUACCGUAUCCGUGCUUCAUAGAAAUUCAUCUGUGAUUCUCUCUCACCUUCAUCUUCUUCUUCUUCGUUCUUCCAAACCCUACUCUCAGCACCAACAACUCAGUGAGUAUUCCAGAUGCUAUCAUUUUUCAUCAUUCCAAUCUCAGAUUUUAGAAAAUAUUGAUAAAUUUUUUUUUUCAACAAUUGAUAUUUACUAUAAAAUUCAAAUAAAAACAAAUAUUGAAUAACAAAAACAGAAAACUAUUUUUUCUUCAUUUUCGAUGCAAUAUAUUAAGUAUGCAUUAAUAUUCUCCUUUAAAUGCACUUAUUAAUUAAUUUUUUAUAGAAUUUUAUAAGAUAAAUAAGUCAACUAAUGAAGGUAAUUAUUAUAAUUAUCUGUUUAUAAGGAAUAAUUAGUUUAAUUAACUUUUAACUAGCAAGGCCACCCACUAUGUGUGUGGAGUGAAGUUAAAAGUAGUGAAAAAACUUCCCCUACAACUGCCACAUUUUCUGCUUUUUAAUUUUUUUUUCUAUUUUACAAUUUACCAUAUCAACCAUAUUGAUUCAUUAUAAUUCAUAGUUUUUUUAAUAAAUAAAGAUUAAAUUGGUAAAAAAUUUCAAUUUUGCUUUCUUCUCUUAAUAAUUACUAGCAACGUGCCCACGUUUCUCGCGGGUGAUAAUGUGAUGUUAAUGGAAAAUAGAUCGACUAUUUAUUUUUUAAACAUAUAAUAGUGAUGGUUUGGGUAUUUUUUCACAAUACUCUUUUAUUUAUUUAUAUUUUAUUAAUUUAAUUGGAUAAUUAUGUUAUUAAAGGGUAUUAUAGGCACUUUUAAAAUUUGGUGAAGUUUUUGACACCAAAAGAGACCUCUAAUUAUAGUAGUAGAGAUAUAGAUAGAUCAAGAUAAAAAUGCAAGCCAACCAAUAGCUUAACAGCAUCUUUAAAAAUAAUUGUGUGUGGGGGGUGGGGCCCACUCCGGCCCUAUAUUAUUCCGCCAUUGCCAGAGACUUGUUGGUCAUAUUCUCGUAUUAAAUUAAACACCAGCUUGCGAAGUUGCAAGAGAAAUUGGCUUCUUGGUCAUAUAUUAUAUCACUAAUCACCAGGUGAAGCCUCUCAGAUUUCCCUAUUCAUAUGAAAACCACAUCUAGAGCUAGCUGCCGAGCCUGACUUGAACCUAAAGUAAGCUACGGUUUGCGCGUAAAUUAGGAGAGAAUUGAUGGAAGAGGAAAAGGGUCCAGUUUGUGUAACGGAUGGAACUGGAUUCAUCGGUUCAUGGCUGGUUAUGAAGCUUCUGCAAAAUGGUUACACUGUUCGAACUACUGUUAGACCUGAUCCAGAAUGCAAGAGAGACAUCAGCUACCUCACAAGCCUGCCUAGAGCAUCGGAGAAGCUUCACAUCUUCAAUGGGGAUCUGAACCAACCUGAAAGUUUUAAUGUAGCAAUUGAAGGAUGCACCGGGGUCUUCCAUGUUGCUCAUCCUAUGCCUAACAAAGAACUUGAUGAAGCAUCGGUAACCAAACAAUCUGUAGAAGGUACCCUAGGCAUAUUGAAAGCUUGCCUAAAUGCCAAGACUGUGAAAAAGGUUGUUUACACUUCUAGUGCAGCAACUGUUGCUUAUAGUGGCAACAACAAAGACAUGGCGGAUGAGAGUUCAUGGAGUGAUAUAGAGUACCAUAGGUCUCUUGGAUUAUUUAGGAGUUCAUCGUAUGUGGCUGCAAAGACCAAAACAGAGCAAGCGGUACUGGAAUUUGCAGAAAAAAAUGGAUUAGAACUUGUGACUUUGAUCCCUCCAUUCGUCCUUGGUGGUUUCAUCUGCAAAGAUCUACCUGGUUCAGUGGAAUUGAUCUUAUCCAUGAUAUUAGGAAAAGCAGAUAACUUUACACAACUUCACAAGCUAAGUUUGGUACAUGUAGAUGAUUUGGUUAGUGCGCAUAUCUUUCUUUUUGAAAAUUCUAAUGCCAAAGGGAGGUACAUUUGCUCUUCAACUCCAACAUCAAUAGACGAAAUGUACCGAUUUCUUUAUGCAAAAUACCCUGAAUUUCGCAUACCCACAACUCAAUCACUGAAAGAAGCUUACAAAAUUUGUGGUUUCUCAUCGAAGAAGCUCCUGAAUACUGGAUUCACAUUUAAGCAUGGCCUCGAUGACAUAUUGACUGGAGCAUUUCAAUCUUGCAGAGAAAAGGGUUUUCUAGAAAGGUUCUUUGGCAAAAUGGACACAUGACUCCAUAAAAACAUUCUACUCAAUUGUUUUUUUUUUUGCUUACUUGACCUCCAUCUCUUUUGAAUUAUUGAAUUCACACACACACACACAUCUAUUGAUGCGGUGUUGGGAGGCAUGAUCUACAGAGUCGUGGGCUUGGACACUCUGUCCCGAUACCUGUCAAGACAGAAAUAUGUCAGGGAGGCCGGGGUUGCCCCCCUAUAACUCUCCGAUGUCUAAGACAAUAUUUUCUUGUGAGAUAAAGACAGAGAAAGGUACAGAGUGGAAUAGUGGACUUAUUUGAUUGGGAAGAAUUUUCCCUUUUUAUAGGAGAUAUUGGGCGGUGUAUUUUGCUCACUUUUCGAUGUGGGAGUGUUUUCCCUUAUAUGUCAAGGGCUGGGUGACUAAUGCUUGGUGCAUAUCUUAUAGCAUUUGGUGACAAUUUCAUAGCUUUUAGUGGCUAUCGAGCCAUAUAUUUCCGGUGUUUGUACCUUUGUACACAUGUGAUAUAAACAAUAUCCUCUUAUAAAAUGACAAUAGACAAUGAAUUAUAACGAACUAGUAUUUUCUUGAGCUAA